Molecule: messenger RNA, 750 nt
Organism: Ambispora leptoticha
Lineage: Eukaryota; Fungi; Glomeromycota; Glomeromycetes; Archaeosporales; Ambisporaceae
Source: the annotation of a GenBank genome assembly
AUGAUUGAUUCAUCAAACAGCACAAAUUCAAAUGAAACUGGAAUAACUUCGAUAGAAUUUAUUCACGAAUCUGAAGACUACGAGAAUCGCGAAAGAAUGCGAGCAAGUUUACGUAAUAUUCCAGCAGAGAUGGUACCGCCGGUGGAUGUUCCUUUCCCUCCAGAUGUCAAUCCAAAAGACUUGAUACGUCGAGACCAAAAUGGAAUAUUACGAGCACGGGCGACAAACAAAUUCUUAAUAUAUCGAAGUCAAUACGCUAAGGCAUUGAAAGCCAAGGGAUUUUGUAUAUCAAUGCGAACUGUGUCAACUUUGGCGUCAAAAUCAUGGCAAAAAGAACCAAGAAAAGUUCAAAGAAAAUAUGAAGAGUUGGCCAAAGAGGUCGCGAAACUUCGCGAGGAAAUGAGUACUGAUCCGACAAAUUGUGAGAAAAAGAAGAAAAACGACAACACUUUACAUAAUAACAAUAUCAUAAAUACAGAAAAUUCAUUAAAUAUGGCUGGUUUGAAUAAUUUCGGAAAUAAUCACGCAGGCUUUUCUUUUGAUAACUUUCAAUCCCAGCAAUAUUUCAAUCGAUACACGAACUUUCAAUUCCCAGACGGUUAUUUUGCUGACGUUCUAAUUCCUGACGAAACUUUUAUACAGUCGUCUCAAAUAGUUCCUCCUCAACCUAUAGUGCCAUCCUAUAAAGCAAUAGGCGACCAUCUAUUUGAUGUUCUUGAGCAGCAAUGUGAUUUGUUGUACUCCAUGUGA